AUGAGACAAACUACUAUUAGGUUCGCCAAAGCGUACACACCAAUGAUUAAGUUUGUUGGUACCAAACAUCCAAUUUUACAACACGAAGCUGGUGUUGUCAUGGCACAUCCUUGUACAAUGGAUGGAUUGAUCCCUGGGUCUAAAGAUUGUACAAGUGUUAGUGAAUAUUUGAGUAAGCUGAGACCGUUCGUGGUUGUUCCUUAUAAUAAUCCUAAUAAGGGAAACAUCAAAGCAGGUGCAAAGUUUACCGGUACCAAAUUCACAGAUAGACCUCUAAUGGCUGGUGAAGUUAGUGCUAUUUCUGAGCUUCCAGCAAGAUUUAGAUUCAAACCGAUGGAUGAAGCUGAAUUGGACUCAAUCAACGGCGGUGGUGCAAUUUAG
Molecule: messenger RNA, 381 nt
Organism: Vanderwaltozyma polyspora DSM 70294
Lineage: Eukaryota; Fungi; Ascomycota; Saccharomycetes; Saccharomycetales; Saccharomycetaceae
Gene: KGD4
Product: alpha-ketoglutarate dehydrogenase subunit KGD4
Exons: 1
Coding region: 1-381 (126 amino acids)
Biological process (GO): 2-oxoglutarate metabolic process
Source: RefSeq, a predicted model, not a curated record